Molecule: messenger RNA, 16712 nt
Organism: Nomascus leucogenys (northern white-cheeked gibbon)
Lineage: Eukaryota; Metazoa; Chordata; Mammalia; Primates; Hylobatidae
Gene: KMT2A
Product: lysine methyltransferase 2A
Biological process (GO): positive regulation of DNA-templated transcription
Cellular component (GO): nucleus; histone methyltransferase complex
Molecular function (GO): histone H3K4 methyltransferase activity; zinc ion binding; DNA binding
Source: RefSeq, a predicted model, not a curated record
UCUCCCUCUCGCUGCUUCACUUCACGGGGCGAACAUGGCGCACAGCUGUCGGUGGCGCUUCCCCGCCCGACCCGGGACCACCGGGGGCGGCGGCGGCGGGGGGCGCCGGGGCCUAGGGGGCGCCCCGCGGCAACGCGUCCCGGCCCUGCUGCUUCCCCCCGGGCCCCCGGUCGGCGGUGGCGGCCCCGGGGCGCCCCCCUCCCCCCCGGCUGUGGCGGCCGCGGCGGCGGCGGCGGGAAGCAGCGGGGCUGGGGUUACAGGGGGAGCGGCCGCCGCCUCAGCAGCCUCCUCGUCGUCCGCCUCGUCUUCGUCUUCGUCAUCGUCCUCAGCCUCUUCAGGGCCAGCCCUGCUCCGGGUGGGCCCGGGCUUCGACGCGGCGCUGCAGGUCUCGGCCGCCAUCGGCACCAACCUGCGCCGGUUCCGGGCCGUGUUUGGGGAGAGCGGCGGGGGAGGCGGCAGCGGAGAGCUAACAACACAGAUCCCAUGUAGUUGGAGAACCAAAGGCCACAUACAUGACAAAAAGACUGAACCGUUCAGGUUACUUGCAUGGAGUUGGUGCUUAAAUGAUGAGCAAUUCUUAGGUUUUGGCUCAGAUGAAGAAGUCAGAGUGCGAAGUCCCACAAGGUCUCCUUCAGUUAAAACUAGUCCUCGAAAACCUCGUGGGAGACCUAGAAGUGGCUCUGACCGAAAUUCAGCUAUCCUCUCAGAUCCAUCUGUGUUUUCCCCUCUAAAUAAAUCAGAGACCAAAUCUGGAGAUAAGAUCAAGAAGAAAGAUUCUAAAAGUAUAGAAAAGAAAAGAGGAAGACCUCCCACCUUCCCUGGAGUAAAAAUCAAAAUAACACAUGGAAAGGACAUUUCAGAGUUACCAAAGGGAAACAAAGAAGAUAGCCUGAAAAAAAUUAAAAGGACACCUUCUGCUACGUUUCAGCAAGCCACAAAGAUUAAAAAAUUAAGAGCAGGUAAACUCUCUCCUCUCAAGUCUAAGUUUAAGACAGGGAAGCUUCAAAUAGGAAGGAAGGGGGUACAAAUUGUACGACGGAGAGGAAGGCCUCCAUCAACAGAAAGGAUAAAGACCCCUUCGGGUCUCCUCAUUAAUUCUGAACUGGAAAAGCCCCAGAAAGUCCGGAAAGACAAGGAAGGAACACCUCCACUUACAAAAGAAGAUAAGACAGUUGUCAGACAAAGCCCUCGAAGGAUUAAGCCAGUUAGGAUCAUUCCUUCUUCAAAAAGGACAGAUGCAACCAUUGCUAAGCAACUCUUACAGAGGGCAAAAAAGGGGGCUCAAAAGAAAAUUGAAAAAGAAGCAGCUCAGCUGCAGGGAAGAAAGGUGAAGACACAGGUCAAAAAUAUUCGACAGUUCAUCAUGCCUGUUGUCAGUGCUAUCUCCUCGCGGAUCAUUAAGACCCCUCGGCGGUUUAUAGAGGAUGAGGAUUAUGACCCUCCAAUUAAAAUUGCCCGAUUAGAGUCUACACCGAAUAGUAGAUUCAGUGCCCCGUCCUGUGGAUCUUCUGAAAAAUCAAGUGCAGCUUCUCAGCACUCCUCUCAAAUGUCUUCAGACUCCUCCCGAUCUAGUAGCCCCAGUGUUGAUACCUCCACAGACUCUCAGGCUUCUGAGGAGAUUCAGGUACUUCCUGAGGAGCGGAGCGAUACCCCUGAAGUUCAUACUCCACUGCCCAUUCCCCAGUCCCCAGAAAAUGAGAGUAAUGAUAGGAGAAGCAGAAGGUAUUCAGUGUCGGAGAGAAGUUUUGGAUCUAGAACGACGAAAAAAUUAUCAACUCUACAAAGUGCCCCCCAGCAGCAGACCUCCUCGUCUCCACCUCCACCUCUGCUGACUCCACCACCACCACUGCAGCCAGCCUCCAGUAUCUCUGACCACACACCUUGGCUUAUGCCUCCAACAAUCCCCUUAGCAUCACCAUUUUUGCCUGCUUCCACUGCUCCUAUGCAAGGGAAGCGAAAAUCUAUUUUGCGAGAACCGACAUUUAGGUGGACUUCUUUAAAGCAUUCUAGGUCAGAGCCACAAUACUUUUCCUCAGCAAAGUAUGCCAAAGAAGGUCUUAUUCGCAAACCAAUAUUUGAUAAUUUCCGACCCCCUCCACUAACUCCCGAGGACGUUGGCUUUGCAUCCGGUUUUUCUGCAUCUGGUACCGCUGCUUCAGCCCGAUUGUUUUCGCCACUCCAUUCUGGAACAAGGUUUGAUAUGCACAAAAGGAGCCCUCUUCUGAGAGCUCCAAGAUUUACUCCAAGUGAGGCUCACUCUAGAAUAUUUGAGUCUGUAACCUUGCCUAGUAAUCGAACUUCUGCUGGAACAUCUUCUUCAGGAGUAUCCAAUAGAAAAAGGAAAAGAAAAGUGUUUAGUCCUAUUCGAUCUGAACCAAGAUCUCCUUCUCACUCCAUGAGGACAAGAAGUGGAAGGCUUAGUACUUCUGAGCUGUCACCUCUCACCCCCCCGUCUUCUGUCUCUUCCUCGUUAAGCAUUUCUGUUAGUCCUCUCGCCACUAGUGCCUUAAACCCAACUUUUACUUUUCCUUCUCAUUCCCUGACUCAGUCUGGGGAAUCUGCAGAGAAAAAUCAGAGACCAAGGAAGCAGACUAGUGCUCCGGCAGAGCCAUUUUCAUCAAGUAGUCCUACUCCUCUCUUCCCUUGGUUUACCCCAGGCUCUCAGACUGAAAGAGGGAGAAAUAAAGACAAGGCCCCAGAGGAGCUGUCCAAAGAUCGAGAUGCUGACAAGAGCGUGGAGAAGGACAAGAGUAGAGAGAGAGACCGGGAGAGAGAAAAGGAGAAUAAGCGGGAGUCAAGGAAAGAGAAAAGGAAAAAGGGAUCAGAAAUUCAGAGUAGUUCUGCUUUGUAUCCUGUGGGUAGGGUUUCCAAAGAGAAGGUUGUUGGUGAAGAUGUUGCCACUUCAUCUUCUGCCAAAAAAGCAACAGGGCGGAAGAAGUCUUCAUCACAUGAUUCUGGGACUGAUAUUACUUCUGUGACUCUUGGGGAUACAACAGCUGUCAAAACCAAAAUACUUAUAAAGAAAGGGAGAGGAAAUCUGGAAAAAACCAACUUGGACCUCGGCCCAACUGCCCCAUCCCUGGAGAAGGAGAAAACCCUCUGCCUUUCCACUCCUUCAUCUAGCACUGUUAAACAUUCCACUUCCUCCAUAGGCUCCAUGUUGGCUCAGGCAGACAAGCUUCCAAUGACUGACAAGAGGGUUGCCAGCCUCCUAAAAAAGGCCAAAGCUCAGCUCUGCAAGAUUGAGAAGAGUAAGAGUCUUAAACAAACUGACCAGCCCAAAGCACAGGGUCAGGAAAGUGACUCAUCAGAGACCUCUGUGCGAGGACCCCGGAUUAAACAUGUCUGCAGAAGAGCAGCUGUUGCCCUUGGCCGAAAACGAGCUGUGUUUCCUGAUGACAUGCCCACCCUGAGUGCCUUACCAUGGGAAGAACGAGAAAAGAUUUUGUCUUCCAUGGGGAAUGAUGACAAGUCAUCAAUUGCUGGCUCAGAAGAUGCUGAACCUCUUGCUCCACCCAUCAAACCAAUUAAACCUGUCACUAGAAACAAGGCACCCCAGGAACCUCCAGUAAAGAAAGGACGUCGAUCAAGGCGGUGUGGGCAGUGUCCCGGCUGCCAGGUGCCUGAGGACUGUGGUGUUUGUACUAAUUGCUUAGAUAAGCCCAAGUUUGGUGGUCGCAAUAUAAAGAAGCAGUGCUGCAAGAUGAGAAAAUGUCAGAAUCUACAAUGGAUGCCUUCCAAAGCCUACCUGCAGAAGCAAGCUAAAGCUGUGAAAAAGAAAGAGAAAAAGUCUAAGACCAGUGAAAAGAAAGACAGCAAAGAGAGCAGUGUUGUGAAGAACGUGGUGGAGUCUAGUCAGAAACCUACCCCAUCAGCAAGAGAGGAUCCCGCCCCAAAGAAAAGCGGUAGUGAGCCUCCUCCACGAAAGCCCGUUGAGGAAAAGAGUGAAGAAGGCAAUGUCUUGGCCCCUGGGCCUGAAUCCAAACAGGCCACCACUCCAGCUUCCAGGAAGUCAAGCAAGCAGGUCUCCCAGCCAGCACCGGUCAUCCCCGCUCAGCCACCUACUACAGGACCGCCAAGAAAAGAAGUUCCCAAAACCACUCCUAGUGAGCCCAAGAAAAAGCAGCCUCCACCACCAGAAUCAGGUCCAGAGCAGAGCAAACAGAAAAAAGUGGCUCCCCGCCCAAGUAUCCCUGUAAAACAAAAACCAAAAGAAAAGGAAAAACCACCUCCGGUCAAUAAGCAGGAGAAUGCAGGCACUUUGAACAUCCUCAGCACUCUCUCCAAUGGCAAUAGUUCUAAGCAAAAAAUUCCAGCAGAUGGAGUCCACAGGAUCAGAGUGGACUUUAAGGAGGACUGUGAAGCAGAAAAUGUGUGGGAGAUGGGAGGCUUAGGAAUCUUGACUUCUGUUCCUAUAACACCCAGGGUGGUUUGCUUUCUCUGUGCCAGUAGUGGGCAUGUAGAGUUUGUGUAUUGCCAAGUCUGUUGUGAGCCCUUCCACAAGUUUUGUUUAGAGGAGAACGAGCGCCCUCUGGAGGACCAGCUGGAAAAUUGGUGUUGUCGUCGCUGCAAAUUCUGUCACGUUUGUGGAAGGCAACAUCAGGCUACAAAGCAGCUGCUGGAGUGUAAUAAGUGCCGAAACAGCUAUCACCCUGAGUGCCUGGGACCAAACUACCCCACCAAACCCACAAAGAAGAAGAAAGUCUGGAUCUGUACCAAGUGUGUUCGCUGUAAGAGCUGUGGAUCCACAACUCCAGGCAAAGGGUGGGAUGCACAGUGGUCUCACGAUUUCUCACUGUGUCAUGAUUGCGCCAAGCUCUUUGCUAAAGGAAAUUUCUGCCCUCUCUGUGACAAAUGUUAUGAUGAUGAUGACUAUGAGAGUAAGAUGAUGCAAUGUGGAAAGUGUGAUCGCUGGGUCCAUUCCAAAUGUGAGAAUCUUUCAGAUGAGAUGUAUGAGAUUCUAUCUAAUCUGCCAGAAAGUGUGGCCUACACUUGUGUGAACUGUACUGAGCGGCACCCUGCAGAGUGGCGACUGGCCCUUGAAAAAGAGCUGCAGAUUUCUCUGAAGCAAGUUCUGACAGCUUUGUUGAACUCUCGGACUACCAGCCAUUUGCUACGCUACCGGCAGGCUGCCAAGCCUCCAGACUUAAAUCCCGAGACAGAGGAGAGUAUACCUUCCCGCAGCUCCCCCGAAGGACCUGAUCCACCAGUUCUUACUGAGGUCAGCAAACAGGAUGAUCAGCAGCCUUUAGAUCUAGAAGGAGUCAAGAGGAAGAUGGACCAAGGGAAUUACACAUCUGUGUUGGAGUUCAGUGAUGAUAUUGUGAAGAUCAUUCAAGCAGCCAUUAAUUCAGAUGGAGGACAGCCAGAAAUUAAAAAAGCCAACAGCAUGGUCAAGUCCUUCUUCAUUCGGCAAAUGGAACGUGUUUUUCCAUGGUUCAGUGUCAAAAAGUCCAGGUUUUGGGAGCCAAAUAAAGUAUCAAGCAACAGUGGGAUGUUACCAAACGCAGUGCUUCCACCUUCACUUGACCAUAAUUAUGCUCAGUGGCAGGAGCGAGAGGAAAACAGCCACACUGAGCAGCCUCCUUUAAUGAAGAAAAUCAUUCCAGCUCCCAAACCCAAAGGACCUGGAGAACCAGACUCACCAACUCCUCUACAUCCUCCUACACCACCAAUUUUGAGUACUGAUAGGAGUCGAGAAGACAGUCCAGAGCUGAACCCACCCCCAGGCAUAGAAGACAAUAGACAGUGUGCAUUAUGUUUGACUUAUGGUGAUGACAGUGCUAAUGAUGCUGGUCGUUUGCUAUACAUUGGCCAAAAUGAGUGGACACAUGUAAAUUGUGCUUUGUGGUCAGCGGAAGUGUUUGAAGAUGAUGACGGAUCACUAAAGAAUGUGCAUAUGGCUGUGAUCAGGGGCAAGCAGCUGAGAUGUGAAUUCUGCCAAAAGCCAGGAGCCACCGUGGGUUGCUGUCUCACAUCCUGCACCAGCAACUAUCACUUCAUGUGUUCCCGAGCCAAGAACUGUGUCUUUCUGGAUGACAAAAAAGUAUAUUGCCAACGACAUCGGGAUUUGAUCAAAGGCGAAGUGGUUCCUGAGAAUGGAUUUGAAGUUUUCAGAAGAGUGUUUGUGGACUUUGAAGGAAUCAGCUUGAGAAGGAAGUUUCUCAAUGGCUUGGAACCAGAAAAUAUCCACAUGAUGAUUGGGUCUAUGACAAUUGACUGCUUAGGAAUUCUAAAUGAUCUCUCUGACUGUGAAGAUAAGCUCUUUCCUAUCGGAUAUCAGUGUUCCAGGGUAUACUGGAGCACCACAGAUGCUCGCAAGCGCUGUGUAUAUACAUGCAAGAUAGUGGAGUGCCGUCCUCCAGUUGUAGAGCCAGAUAUCAACAGCACUGUUGAACAUGAUGAAAACAGGACCAUUGCCCAUAGUCCAACAUCUUUUACAGAAAGUUCAUCAAAAGAGAGUCAAAACACAGCUGAAAUUAUAAGUCCUCCAUCACCAGAUCGACCUCCUCAUUCACAAACCUCUGGCUCCUGUUAUUAUCAUGUCAUCUCAAAGGUCCCCAGGAUUCGAACACCCAGUUAUUCUCCAACACAGAGAUCCCCUGGCUGUCGACCGUUGCCUUCAGCAGGAAGUCCUACCCCAACUACUCAUGAAAUAGUCACAGUAGGUGAUCCUUUACUCUCCUCUGGACUUCGAAGCAUUGGCUCCAGGCGUCACAGUACCUCUUCCUUAUCACCCCAGCGGUCCAAACUCCGGAUAAUGUCUCCAAUGAGAACUGGGAAUACUUACUCUAGGAGUAAUGUUUCCUCAGUCUCCACCAUUGGGACCGCUACUGAUCUUGAAUCAAGUGCCAAAGCAGUUGAUCAUGUCUUAGGGCCACUGAAUUCAAGUACUAGUUUAGGACAAAACACUUCCACCUCUUCAAAUUUGCAAAGGACAGUGGUUACUGUAGGCAAUAAAAACAGUCACUUGGAUGGAUCUUCAUCUUCAGAAAUGAAGCAGUCCAGUGCUUCAGACUUGGCGUCCAAGAGCUCCUCUUUAAAGGGGGAGAAGACCAAAGUGCUGAGUUCCAAGAGCUCAGAGGGAUCUGCACAUAAUGUGGCUUACCCUGGAAUUCCUAAACUGGCCCCACAGAUUCAUAACACAACAUCUAGAGAACUGAAUGUUAGUAAAAUCGGCUCCUUUGCUGAACCCUCUUCAGUGUCGUUUUCUUCUAAAGAGGCCCUCUCCUUCCCACACCUCCAUUUGAGAGGGCAAAGGAAUGAUCGAGACCAACACACAGAUUCUACCCAAUCAGCAAACCCCUCUCCAGAUGAAGAUACUGAAGUCAAAACCUUGAAGCUAUCUGGAAUGAGCAACAGAUCAUCCAUUAUCAAUGAACAUAUGGGAUCUAGUUCCAGAGAUAGGAGACAGAAAGGGAAAAAAUCUUGUAAAGAAACUUUCAAAGAAAAGCAUUCCAGUAAAUCUUUUUUGGAACCUGGUCAGGUGACAACUGGUGAGGAAGGAAACUUGAAGCCAGAGUUUAUGGAUGAGGUUUUGACUCCUGAGUAUAUGGGCCAGCGACCAUGUAACAGUGUUUCUUCUGAUAAGACUGGUGAUAAAGGCCUUUCUAUGCCAGGAGUCCCCAAAGCUCCACCCAUGCAAGUAGAAGGAUCUGCCAAAGAAUUACAGGCACCACGGAAACGCACAGUCAAAGUGACACUGACACCUCUAAAAAUGGAAAAUGAGAGUCAAUCCAAAAAUGCCCUGAAAGAAAGUAGUCCUGCUUCCCCUUUGCAAAUAGAGUCAACAUCUCCCACAGAACCAAUUUCAGCCUCUGAAAAUCCAGGAGAUGGUCCAGUGGCCCAACCAAGCCCCAAUAAUACCUCAUGCCAGGAUUCUCAAAGUAACAACUAUCAGAAUCUUCCAGUACAGGACAGAAACCUAAUGCUUCCAGAUGGCCCCAAACCUCAGGAGGAUGGCUCUUUUAAAAGGAGGUAUCCCCGUCGCAGUGCCCGUGCACGUUCUAACAUGUUCUUUGGGCUUACCCCACUCUAUGGGGUAAGAUCCUAUGGUGAAGAAGACAUUCCAUUCUACAGCAGCUCAACUGGGAAGAAGCGAGGCAAGAGAUCAGCUGAAGGACAGGUGGAUGGGGCUGAUGACUUAAGCACUUCAGAUGAAGACGACUUAUACUAUUACAACUUCACUAGAACAGUGAUUUCUUCAGGUGGAGAGGAGCGACUGGCAUCCCAUAAUUUAUUUCGGGAGGAGGAACAGUGUGAUCUUCCAAAAAUCUCACAGUUGGAUGGUGUUGAUGAUGGGACAGAGAGUGAUACUAGUGUCACAGCCACAACAAGGAAAAGCAGCCAGAUUCCAAAAAGAAAUGGUAAAGAAAAUGGAACAGAGAACUUAAAGAUUGAUCGACCUGAAGAUGCUGGGGAGAAAGAACAUGUCAUUAAGAGUUCUGUUGGCCACAAAAAUGAGCCAAAGAUGGAUAACUGCCAUUCUGUAAGCAGAGUUAAAACACAGGGACAGGAUUCCUUGGAAGCUCAGCUCAGCUCAUUGGAGUCAAGCCGCAGAGUCCACACAAGUACCCCCUCCGACAAAAAUUUACUGGACACCUAUAAUACUGAGCUCCUGAAAUCAGAUUCAGACAAUAACAACAGUGAUGACUGUGGGAAUAUCCUGCCUUCAGACAUUAUGGACUUUGUACUAAAGAAUACUCCAUCCAUGCAGGCUUUGGGUGAGAGCCCAGAGUCAUCUUCAUCAGAACUCCUGAAUCUUGGUGAAGGUUUGGGUCUUGACAGUAAUCGUGAAAAAGACAUGGGUCUUUUUGAAGUAUUUUCUCAACAGCUGCCUACAACAGAACCUGUGGAUAGUAGUGUCUCUUCCUCUAUCUCAGCAGAGGAACAGUUUGAGUUGCCUCUAGAGCUACCAUCUGAUCUGUCUGUCUUGACCACCCGGAGUCCCACUGUCCCCAGCCAGAAUCCCAGUAGACUAGCUGUUAUCUCAGACUCAGGGGAGAAGAGAGUAACCAUCACAGAAAAAUCUGUAGCCUCCUCUGAAGGUGACCCAGCACUGCUGAGCCCAGGAGUAGAUCCAACUCCUGAAGGCCACAUGACUCCUGAUCAUUUUAUCCAAGGGCACAUGGAUGCAGACCACAUCUCUAGCCCUCCUUGUGGUUCAGUAGAGCAAGGUCAUGGCAACAAUCAGGAUUUAACUAGAAACAGUAGCACCCCUGGCCUUCAGGUACCUGUUUCCCCAACUGUUCCUAUCCAGAACCAGAAGUAUGUGCCCAAUUCUACUGAUAGUCCUGGCCCGUCUCAGAUUUCCAAUGCAGCUGUCCAGACCACUCCACCCCACCUGAAGCCAGCCACUGAGAAACUCAUAGUUGUUAACCAGAACAUGCAGCCACUUUAUGUUCUCCAAACUCUUCCAAAUGGAGUGACCCAAAAAAUCCAAUUGACCUCUUCCGUUAGUUCUACACCCAGUGUGAUGGAGACAAAUACUUCAGUACUGGGGCCCAUGGGAAGUGGUCUCACCCUCACCACAGGACUAAAUCCAAGCUUGCCAACUUCUCAAUCUUUGUUCCCUUCUGCUAGCAAAGGAUUGCUACCCAUGUCUCAUCACCAGCACUUACAUUCCUUCCCUGCAGCUACUCAAAGUAGUUUCCCACCCAACAUCAGCAGUCCUCCUUCAGGCCUGCUUAUUGGGGUUCAGCCUCCUCCAGAUCCCCAACUUUUGGUUUCAGAAUCCAGCCAGAGGACAGACCUCAGUACCACAGUAGCCACUCCAUCCUCUGGACUCAAGAAAAGACCCAUAUCUCGUCUACAGACCCGAAAGAAUAAAAAACUUGCUCCCUCUAGUACCCCUUCAAACAUUGCCCCUUCCGAUGUGGUUUCUAAUAUGACAUUGAUUAACUUCACACCCUCCCAGCUUCCUAAUCAUCCCAAUCUGUUAGAUUUGGGGUCACUUAAUACUUCAUCUCACCGAACUGUCCCCAACAUCAUAAAAAGAUCUAAAUCUAGCAUCAUGUAUUUUGAACCGGCACCCCUGUUACCACAGAGUGUGGGAGGAACUGCUGCCACAGCGGCGGGCACAUCAACAAUAAGCCAGGAUACUAGCCACCUCACAUCAGGGUCUGUGUCUGGCUUGGCAUCCAGUUCCUCUGUCUUGAAUGUUGUAUCCAUGCAAACUACCACAACCCCUACAAGUAGUGCGUCAGUUCCAGGACAUGUCACCUUAACCAACCCAAGGUUGCUUGGUAGCCCCGAUAUUGGCUCAAUAAGCAAUCUUUUAAUCAAAGCUAGCCAGCAGAGCCUGGGGAUUCAGGACCAGCCUGUGGCUUUACCGCCAAGUUCAGGAAUGUUUCCACAACUGGGGACAUCACAGACCCCCUCUACUGCUGCAAUGACAGCGGCAUCUAGCAUCUGUGUGCUCCCCUCCAUUCAGACUACGGGCAUAACAGCCGCUUCACCUUCUGGGGAAGCAGAUGAACACUAUCAGCUUCAGCAUGUGAACCAGCUCCUUGCCAGCAAAACUGGGAUUCAUUCUUCCCAGCGUGAUCUUGAUUCUGCUUCAGGGCCCCAGGUAUCCAACUUUACCCAGACGGUAGACGCUCCUAAUAGCGUGGGGCUGGAGCAGAACAAGGCUUUAUCCUCAGCUGUGCAAGCCAGCUCCACCUCUCCUGGGGGUUCUCCAUCCUCUCCAUCUUCCGGACAGCGGUCAGCAAGCCCUUCAGUGCCAGGUCCCACUAAACCCAAACCAAAAACCAAACGGUUUCAGCUGCCUCUAGACAAAGGGAAUGGCAAGAAGCACAAAGUUUCCCAUUUGCGGACCAGUUCUUCUGAAGCACACAUUCCAGACCAAGAAACAACGUCCCUGACCUCAGGCACAGGGACUCCAGGAGCAGAGGCUGAGCAGCAGGAUACAGCUAGUGUGGAGCAGUCCUCCCAGAAGGAGUGUGGGCAACCUGCAGGGCAAGUGGCUGUUCUUCCGGAAGUUCAGGUGACCCAAAAUCCAGCAAAUGAACAAGAAAGUACAGAACCUAAAGCAGUGGAAGAAGAAGAAAGUAAUUUCAGCUCCCCACUGAUGCUUUGGCUUCAGCAAGAACAAAAGCGGAAGGAAAGCAUUACUGAGAAAAAACCCAAGAAAGGACUUGUUUUUGAAAUUUCCAGUGAUGAUGGCUUUCAGAUCUGUGCAGAAAGUAUUGAAGAUGCCUGGAAGUCAUUGACAGAUAAAGUCCAGGAAGCUCGAUCAAAUGCCCGCCUAAAGCAGCUCUCAUUUGCAGGUGUUAACGGUUUGAGGAUGCUGGGGAUUCUCCAUGAUGCAGUUGUGUUCCUCAUUGAGCAGCUGUCUGGUGCCAAGCACUGUCGAAAUUACAAAUUCCGUUUCCACAAGCCGGAGGAGGCCAAUGAACCCCCCUUGAACCCUCACGGCUCAGCUAGGGCUGAAGUCCACCUCAGGAAGUCAGCAUUUGACAUGUUUAACUUCCUGGCUUCUAAACAUCGUCAGCCUCCUGAAUACAACCCCAAUGAUGAAGAAGAGGAGGAGGUACAGCUGAAGUCAGCUCGGAGGGCAACUAGCAUGGAUCUGCCAAUGCCCAUGCGUUUCCGGCACUUAAAAAAGACUUCUAAGGAGGCAGUUGGUGUCUACAGGUCUCCCAUCCAUGGCCGGGGUCUUUUCUGUAAGAGAAACAUUGAUGCAGGUGAGAUGGUGAUUGAGUAUGCCGGCAACGUCAUCCGCUCCAUCCAGACUGACAAGCGGGAAAAGUAUUACGACAGCAAGGGCAUUGGUUGCUAUAUGUUCCGAAUCGAUGACUCAGAGGUAGUAGAUGCCACCAUGCAUGGAAAUGCUGCACGCUUCAUCAAUCACUCGUGUGAGCCUAACUGCUAUUCUCGGGUCAUCAAUAUUGAUGGGCAGAAGCACAUUGUCAUCUUUGCCAUGCGUAAGAUCUACCGAGGAGAGGAACUCACUUACGACUAUAAGUUCCCCAUUGAGGAUGCCAGCAACAAGCUGCCCUGCAACUGUGGCGCCAAGAAAUGCCGGAAGUUCCUAAACUAAAGCUGCUCUUCUCCCCCAGUGUUGGAGUGCAAGGACGCGGGGCCAUCCAAAGCAACGCUGAAGGCCUUUUCCAGCAGCUGGGAGCUCCCGGAUUGCGUGGGCACAGCUGAGGGGCCUCUGUGAUGGCUGAGCUCUCUUAUGUCCUAUACUCACAUCAGACAUGUGAUCCUAGUCCCAGAGACAGAGUUGAGGUCUCCAAGAAAAGAUCCACGAUCGGCUUUCUCCUGGGGCCCCUCCGAUUGUUUACCGUUAGAAAGUGGGAAUGGGGUCCCUCGCAGACUUGCCUGGAAGGAGCCUAUUAUAGAGGGUUGGUUAUGUUGGGAGAUUGGGCCUGAAUUUCUCCACAGAAAUAAGUUGCCAUCCUCAAGUUGGCCCUUUCCCAAGCACUAUAAGUGAGUGGGUCAGGCAAAGCCCCAAAUGGAGGGUUGAUCGGAUUCCUGACAGUUUGCCAGCCAGGCCCCACCUACGGUGUCUGUCGAACAAAGAGAGGUCUGGUGGUUUUCCCUACUAUCUUCCCACUCGAGAGUUCACUUCUGGUUGGGAGACAGGAUUCCUAGCACCUCCGGUGUCAAAAGGCUGUCAUGGGGUUGUGCCAAUUAAUUACCAAACAUUGAGCCUGCAGGCUUUGAGUGGGAGUGUUGCCCCCAGGAGCCUUAUCUCAGCCAAUUACCUUUCUUGACAGUAGGAGCGGCUUCCCUCUCCCAUUCCCUCUUCACUCCCUUUUCUUCCUUUCCCCUGUCCUCAUCCCACUGCUUUCCCAUGCUUCUUUCUGGGUUGUAGGGGAGACUGACUGCCUGCUCAAGGACACUCCCUGCUGGGCAUAGGAUGUGCCUGCAAAACGUUCCCUGAGCCUGUAAGCACUCCAGGUGGGGAAGUGGACAGGAGCCAUUGGUCAUAACCAGACAGAAUUUGGAAACAUUUUCAUGAAGCUCCACGGAGAGUUUUAAAGAAACAUAUGUAGCAUGAUUUUUUAGGAGAGGAAAAAGAUUAUUUAAAUAGGAUUUAAAUCAUGCAACAACGAGAGUAUCACAGCCAGGAUGACCCCUGGGUCCCAUUCCUAAGACAUGGUUACUUUAUUUUCCCCUUGUUAAGACAUAGGAAGACUUAAUUUUUAAACGGUCAGUGUCCAGUUGAAGGCAGAACACUAAUCAGAUUUCAAGGCCCACAACUUGGGGACUAGACCACCUUAUGUUGAGGGAACUCUGCCACCUGCGUGCAACCCACGGCUAAAGUAAAUUCAAUGACACUACUGCCCUGAUUACUCCUUAGGAUGUGGUCAAAACAGCAUCAAAUGUUUCUUCUCUUCCUUUCCCCAAGACAGUGUCCUGAACCUGUUAAAUUAAGUCAUUGGAUUUUACUCUGUUCUGUUUACAGUUUACUAUUUAAGGUUUUAUAAAUGUAAAUAUAUUUUGUAUAUUUUUCUAUGAGAAGCACUUCAUAGGGAGAAGCACUUAUGACAAGGCUAUUUUUUAAACCGCGGUAUUAUCCUAAUUUAAAAGAAGAUCGGUUUUUAAUAAUUUUUUAUUUUCAUAGGAUGAAGUUAGAGAAAAUAUUCAGCUGUACACACAAAGUCUGGUUUUUCCUGCCCAACUUCCCCCUGGAAGGUGUACUUUUUGUUGUUUAAUGUGUAGCUUGUUUGUGCCCUGUUGACAUAAAUGUUUCCUGGGUUUGCUCUUCGACAAUAAAUGGAGAAGGAAGGUCACCCAACUCCAUUGGGCCACUCCCCUCCUUCCCCUAUUGAAGCUCCUCAAAAGGCUACAGUAAUAUCUUGAUACAACAGAUUCUCUUCUUCUUUCCCGCCUCUCUCCUUCCCGGCGCAACUUCCAGAGUGGUGGGAGACGGCAAUCUUUACAUUUCCCUCAUCUUUCUUACUUCAGAGUUAGCAAACAAGUUGAAUGGCAACUUGACAUUUUCCAUCACCAUCUGCCGCAUAGGCCACUCUUUCCUUUCCCUCUGACCACCACCAAGUCCUCAUAUCUGCAGAGAACCCAUUGAUCACCUUGUGCCCUCUUGGGGCAGCCCGUUGAAACUGAAGCACAGUCUGACCACUCACGAUAAAGCAGAUUUUUCUCUGCCUCUGCCACAAGGUUUCAGAGUAGUGUAGUCCAAGUAGAGGGUGGGGCACCCUUUUCUCACCGCAAGAAGCCCAUUCCUGUGAAAGUCUAGCAAAGCAAUACGACUCAGCCCAGCACUCUCUGCCCCAGGACUCAUGGCUCUGCUGUGCCUUCCAUCCUGGGCUCCCUUCUCUCCCGUGACCUUAAGAACUUUGUCUGGUGGCUUUGCUGGAACAUUGUCACUGUUUUCACUGUCAUGCAGGGAGCCCAGCACUGUGGCCAGGAUGGCAGAGACUUCCUUGUCAUCAUGGAGAAGUGCCAGCAGGGGACUGGGGAAAGCACUCUACCCAGACCUCACCUCCCUUCCUCCUUUUGCCCAUGAACAAGAUGCAGUGGCCCUAGGGGUUCCACUGGUGUCUGCUUUCCUUUAUUAUUGCACUGUGUGAGGUUUUUUUGUAAAUCCUUGUAUUCCUAUUUUUUUUAAAGAAAAAAAAAAAAACUUAAGCUGCAUUUGUUACUGAAAUGAUUAAUGCACUGAUGGGUCCUGAAUUCACCUUGAGAAAGACCCAAAGGCCAGUCAGGGGGUGGGGGGAACUCAGCUAAAUAGACCUAGUUACUGCCCUGCUAGGCCAUGCUGUACUGUGAGCCCCCUCCUCACUCUCUACCAACCCUAAACCCUGAGGACAGGGGAGGAACCCACAGCUUCCUUCUCCUGCCAGCUGCAGAUGGUUUGCCUUGCCUUUCCACCCCCUAAUUGUCAACCACAAAAAUGAGAAAUUCCUCUUCUAGCUCAGCCUUGAGUCCAUUGCCAAAUUUUCAGCACACCUGCCAGCAACUUGGGGGGAUAAGCGAAGGUUCCCCUACAAGAGGGAAAGAAGGCAAAAAUGGCACAGCUCUCUCCAAACACAUCUGAGUUCAUUUCAAAAGUGACCAAGGGAAUCUCCACACACAAGUGCAGAUUGAGGAAUUGUGGUGGGUCAUUCCCAAGAAUCCCCCAAGGGGCAUCCCAAAUCCCUAAGGAGUAACAGCUGCAAACCUGGUCAGUUCUCAGUGAGAGCCAGCUCACUUAUAGCUUUGCUGCUAGAACCUGUUGUGGCUGCAUUUCCUGGUGGCCAGUGACAACUGUGUAACCAGAAUAGCUGCAUGGCGCUGACCCUUUGGCCGGAACUUGGUCUCUUGGCUCCCUCCUUGGCCACCCACCACCUCUCGCACAGCCCCUCUGUUUUUACACCAAUAACAAGAAUUAAGGGGGAAGCCCUGGCAGCUAUACGUUUUCAACCAGACUCCUUUGCCGGGACCCAGCCCGCCACCCUGCUCGCCUCUGUCAAACCCCCGGCCAAUGCAGUGAGCACCAUGUAGCUCCCUUGAUUUAAAAAAAAAAAAAAAAAAAAAAAAAGGAAAAAAAAAUACAAUACACACACAAAAAUAAAAAAAAAUCUUCUAAUGAAUGUAUCUUUCUAAAGGACUGAUGUUCAAUCAAAUAUCUGAAAAUACUAAAGGUCAAAACCUUGUCAGAUGUUAACUUUUAAGUUCGGUUUGGGAUUUUUUUUUUUUUAAUAGAAAUCAAGUUGUUUUUGUUUUUAAGGAAAAGCGGGUCAUUGCAAAGGGCUGGGUGUAAUUUUAUGUUUCAUUUCCUUCAUUUUAAAGCAAUACAAGGUUAUUGAGCAGAUGGUUUUGUGCCGAAUCAUGAAUACUAGUCAAGUCACACACUCUGGAAACUUGCAACUUUUUGUUUGUUUUGGUUUUCAAAUAAAUAUAAAUAUGAUAUAUAUAGGAACUAAUAUAGUAAUGCACCAUGUAACAAAGCCUAGUUCAGUCCAUGGCUUUUAAUUCUCUUUAACACUAUAGAUAAGGAUUGUGUUACAGUUGCUAGUAGCGGCAGGAAGAUGUCAGGCUCACUUUCCUCUGAUUCCCGAAAUGGGGGAGAACCUCUAACCAUAAAGGAAUGGUAGAACAGUCCAUUCCUCGGAUCAGAGAAAAAUGCAGACAUGGUGUCACCUGGAUUUUUUUCUGCCCAUGAAUGUUGCCAGUCAGUACCUGUCCUCCUUGUUUCUCUAUUUUUGGUUAUGAAUGUUGGGGUUACCACCUGCAUUUAGGGGAAAAUUGUGUUCUGUGCUUUCCUGGUAUCUUGUUCCGAGGUACUCUAGUUCUGUCUUUCAACCAAGAAAAUAGAAUUGUGGUGUUUCUUUUAUUGAACUUUUAACAGUCUCUUUAGUAAAUACAGGUAGUUGAAUAAUUGUUUCAAGAGCUCAACAGAUGACAAGCUUCUUUUCUAGAAAUAAGACAUUUUUUGACAACUUUAUCAUGUAUAACAGAUCUGUUUUUUUUUUUCCUUGUGUUCUUCCAAGCUUCUGGUUAGAGAAAAAGAGAAAAAAAAAAAAGGAAAAUGUGUCUAAAGUCCAUCAGUGUUAACUCCCUGCGACAGGGAUGAAGGAAAAUACUUUAAUAGUUCAAAAAAUAAUAAUGCUGAAAGCUCUCUACGAAAGACUGAAUGUAAAAGUAAAAAGUGUACAUAGUUGUAAAAAAAAGGAGUUUUUAAACAUGUUUAUUUUCUAUGCACUUUUUUUUAUUUAAGUGAUAGUUUAAUUAAUAAACAUGUCAAGUUUAUUGCUGCA